Messenger RNA from Rhodamnia argentea, 3106 nucleotides. Its product is annotated as disease resistance protein RPM1-like. The record is from RefSeq and is a predicted model, not a curated record. The transcript has a single exon. The coding region runs from base 260 to 3106 and encodes 948 amino acids. Lineage: Eukaryota; Viridiplantae; Streptophyta; Magnoliopsida; Myrtales; Myrtaceae. Gene Ontology annotation, molecular function: ADP binding. Gene Ontology annotation, biological process: defense response to other organism.
GAGCAAACCAAAGGAAGCUCCAAUUCCUUUAGUUUAGGGCCCUUUCUUCAAAUGCUUUGCUUGGCAGUUUGCUUCGCUAUCAAGUAUGGAAUAACCAUAUUGGAUGCGUCAUAUUGAUGCCUAAUAGACGAACUCAAAGCCUAUGUGGAUGUUCAUUCAAAGGGUGCUUUCUUAUGGUCUCAGACAGUACCAGCCAACUGCUAUACCCUGUUUCCUUCUUGUCUGAGUUUUGAUCUCGUGAGUUCAGUGAGCAAGAGAAAUGGCAGAAUCCGUGGUGUCAUGUUUGCUUGAGAAGCUUUCUAUGUUGGUCGAGAAAGAGGUGAAACUAUUGAAAGGGGUACGUGGAGAAAUUGUACUCAUCAGAGAUGAAUUUGAGCGCAUGAAGGCCUUCUUGGCAAGUGCCGAGUCGUCGCAAGAAGAUGACCCUGAGUUGAAGGUAUGGGUGAAACAGGUCAGAGAUGUUGCAUACGAUGUGGAGGAUAUUCUGGAUGAAUUCAUGCUCAACUUGGCAAGAGAUCACGGACAUGGGUUCAUGAGGUGCUGUCACAAGAUCAAUUCAUCUAUAAAGAACUUGAAAGCACGCCAUCAUAUCUCCUCCAAUAUAGCUGAUAUCAAGUCAAGAGUCAGGAGCAUUGCCGAAGGGCAUCAGCAAUACCAUUUCAAGUCAUAUUGCACAGAGGAAAGGGCAAGCGCAUCCACCAGAGGCACCUCUUGGCACGAUCUCAGGGAGGACGCUUUUCUUGUCGAGGAAGGUGAACUGGUGGGGAUUGACGAGCCGAGAGAAAAGCUUAUUAAAUGGCUUGUUGAUGGAGAACCCAGACUUGAAGUUAUAUCGAUCUUAGGGAUGGGGGGUUCAGGGAAGACCACUCUGGCCAAAAGAGUCUAUGACGAUCACCGAGUAAAAGCCUACUUUCAAAGCCAUGCAUGGAUCAGUGUCUCACAGUCUUACAAUAUUCAGAAUAUCUUGAGGGACAUAAUUGCACAACUACAUGGAGAAGUUCAGCAACCGGUCCCCCAAGGAUUAGAAUCCAUGAAUAGCAUGAGGCUCAAGCAGACACUGAAAGACUUUCUGCAGCAAAAGAGGUACGUCAUUGUUCUAGAUGAUGUAUGGAACUUGGAAGCACUAGAAGGUUUAAAACAUGCAAUGCCUAAUCCUAAUAGCAGUUUCCAUAGCCGAAUGAUAAUCACCACUCGCAUAGCUGACAUUGCUACUGUCUCAUCCAACCCAUCAAAUGUUUAUACCCGUAAGCCCUUAUCUCCAGAAGAAUCACGGUCCUUAUUCUGCAAGAAAGCCUUCCGUGGGGAACCCUGUCCUCCUCACCUAGAACACUUUUCUCGACAGAUAUUGAGAAAAUGUGAGGGUUUACCACUUGCCAUAGUGGCAAUUGGUGGUCUCCUCUUUGCAAAAGAUGUCCAGGAAUGGGAGAUGAUUACUGGCAGCCUUGCUGCAGAACUAGAAAGCAAUGACAGGUUGCAAAUUUUCAGGAAAAUUCUCAGCUUGAGCUACAGUGACUUGCAUUAUAACUUGAAAAGCUGCUUUUUGUACUUGGGAGUAUUCCCAGAGGAUCAUGUGAUUGAGUGUAGGAGACUCUUCCGUCUGUGGAUUGCAGAAGGAUUUGUUGAGGAAAGAGAAGGGAUGACACAAGAGGAGGUUGCUGAAAGAUACCUGAAGGAGCUUAUAAACAGGAGUUUGGUGCAAAAUGUAAAAACAGGUUCAGACGGAAGGCUAAGGCAUUGUAGGGUGCAUGACCUAACGCGUGAAUGCAUCCUUUCUAAGUUAAGGGAUGAAAACUUUGUUUCGUUCGCAUCUGAGCAGAGAAAAGAAUUGCACGAAAGAGUGCGGCGUCUGUCAGUCCAAUACACCGGCAACAUCGUACUGAACCAGCUAAGCCUCCCCCGCCUACGCUCUCUGCUCAUUUUUGAGUUAGGGAAAUCGUCUAGCUCUGAUGAGCAAUUCUUCCCAAGUAACUCUAAGCUGCUGAAGGUGUUAGAUCUGGGAGGCUCAUCCCUUGACAAGUUCCCCCGACAAAUACCAGUUCUGUUCCACUUGAAGUAUGUAAGUUUGAGAAGGACCAACGUGAGCAUCAUUCCUAGGUCAAUCGGGAAACUGCAAAAUCUGGAGACUCUGGAUCUUAAGCAGACGUUGGUCUCUGAGCUGCCUGUGGAGAUAACCAAGCUCAAGAAAUUACAGUAUCUAGUGGUGUACCGUGAUUCAGAGUUCACAAUUCCUCAACCCCUCGGUCCUAGAAAGGGAAUUUCGGCUCCCGAGGGCGUGGGAGCGCUAAAAUCACUGCAAAAACUGUGCUAUGUGAAAGCUGGAGGUGGUCGGAGCAAGAAUAUUAUGCAAGAGCUGGGAGAGCUAAGUCAGCUAACGAGGCUGGGCGUAACGGAGUUGAAGACAGACGAUGCAAAGGAACUAUGCCACUCCCUCGAGAAGAUGACCAAGCUUCGAUCGCUAGAUGUGAUUGCAGAAAGUGAGUCUGAAGUUAUUGAUUUGGGUCUUCUAUCUUCACCUCCCCUGUUCCUUCGGUCUCUAUGUAUCGAAGGAUGUCUAAAGAAGGUGCCUCAAUGGCUUCCUCUGCUGAACAAACUGACCAGAUUGCGUUUGGGAUGGAGCAGAUUGAAAUCGAGCCCCCUAAUUGCUCUCCAGAAUUUGCCCAAUCUGGUGGAUCUUUAUCUACAUAAUGCCUUUGAUGGGGAAACAUUGGUUUUUGGAGAUGGAGGGUUCCCAAAGCUCAAGGAAUUAGCCCUCGACUGUCUGGAAAACCUGAGAUUUGUGUCGAUGAAUGGUCGGGCAAUGCCUUGCCUACAGUUUCUCCGCAUUGCCGGAUGCAGGCACUUGGACUGGCAAUCGUUACUGGUUGUCAUCCGCGGCCUCGCGAACCUCGAGGAGCUCGAAUUCGUUGAGAUGCCAGAAGAAUUUGCUCUUGCGUUCUAUCCGAACAGCAGAAGCAGACCGAGGGAGGGUAUUCUGCAAGAGUGCUACGAGGAGGUGAUGGGACGUAACCCAGAAGUUCGCUUCUUCUGGCAGAAAGGGGAUCGCUGGGAGAAACAUGAUCUCAGCCUCGAUUCCUAUAAUGUCAUCCAGGAUAGGGUGACGAGAUGA